CGGGGGAUCAGGCAGUGCUGGGAUAUAUGUCGGGGAGUCCUGUGCCCGAGCGAGGGCCCCGGGGCUAUGCACCCCCUGACACCCCGCUUCUUUUGCAGCGCGGCGCCCGGGCGCCAUGCCCCGCCCCUGAGCAUGUUUCGCAUCCAGGAGUUCCCGGACGAGGUAUUUCCCGGGCAAGAGCAGGAGUCGCCUGCUCCCCCUGAGUCGCAGCGGCAGGCCACGUCCGGCUCCAAGCAGCUAGGCACCCCGGCAGCUGACCUGCGAGGCCGGAUUGGCUCAGACCCCCCCUUGGAGCCAGAAGUUCCGGAUGAACCAGGUGGGGCAUUCUUUCGGGCACGCUCACGCUCAGCACCCCCAAUCCUCUGGGCUGCCAUGCGUUACGGACGGGAGCUGCGCAGGAUGAGUGAUGAGUUUGACGUGGCACUACAGGUACUGCCACGUCCCAAGAGUGCAGGCACAACAGCCCAGAUGCACAGGGGGAGCAGCUGGAAAGAGACCUUACAGGCCUGGCUUGGGCACAGACCUGCCCGUGAUGUUCCGCCUAGGAGCCCCAAGUGACUGCAGUCCCCCUGCUACUAGGGGGAUGAGACCAGUUCCUUGAGAGACUCCUCAGCAGGAUGCCAGUGUCUUAUGAGAGGACAGAAAUGUUAGGGGAGCUUUUUAUGGGGUAUAUUCCCCCAAAUAACUUACUCCCUACCCAACACUGGGGGUAGGCAACAGCCCAUCUCAUUGUAGGGCGAGUCCCCAUCCCUAUCUUUGGGGGAGAGGAAAAAGGCUGGGUUUUCUACACUGUAUGGAAAAGCUGUAAUAAAAAAACAGAUAUUUUCUA
Pelodiscus sinensis (Chinese soft-shelled turtle) is the source of this 829-nucleotide messenger RNA. The record is from RefSeq and is a predicted model, not a curated record. NCBI's taxonomy places the organism in Eukaryota, Metazoa, Chordata, Testudines, Trionychidae.